Messenger RNA from Marmota flaviventris (yellow-bellied marmot), 1555 nucleotides. It is a transcript of the gene Cdc34, whose product is annotated as cell division cycle 34, ubiquitin conjugating enzyme. The record is from RefSeq and is a predicted model, not a curated record. NCBI's taxonomy places the organism in Eukaryota, Metazoa, Chordata, Mammalia, Rodentia, Sciuridae.
GCGGCGGCGGCGCCGGCGGCGGCGCGGGUGGAGCGCUCGGGGGCCACGGGCGGCGGCGGCGGCGGCGUAGCGGAGGAAGGCGGCGGCUCCCCCCCGGCCAGCGCGCAGACCGGUCCGUCCCGCGAGCUCGCGGCGGCCCCGCGUCCCGGCGCGCCCCCGGCCCCGGGACCCUCCGCCGCCUCCGCCGCCGCCAUGGCCCGGCCACUGGUGCCCAGCUCGCAGAAGGCGCUGCUGCUGGAGCUCAAGGGGCUGCAGGAGGAGCCGGUGGAGGGCUUCCGGGUGACGCUGGUGGACGAGGGCGACCUGUACAACUGGGAGGUGGCCAUCUUCGGGCCUCCCAACACCUACUACGAGGGCGGCUACUUCAAGGCUCGCCUCAAGUUCCCCAUCGACUACCCUUACUCUCCACCAGCCUUUCGGUUCCUGACCAAGAUGUGGCACCCAAACAUCUAUGAGACAGGGGACGUAUGCAUCUCCAUUCUCCACCCACCUGUUGAUGACCCACAGAGUGGGGAGCUGCCCUCGGAGCGGUGGAACCCCACACAGAACGUCAGGACCAUCCUCCUGAGUGUGAUCUCCCUGCUCAACGAGCCCAACACCUUCUCACCGGCCAAUGUGGAUGCCUCUGUGAUGUACAGAAAGUGGAAAGAGAGUAAGGGGAAGGACCGGGAGUACACGGACAUCAUCCGGAAGCAGGUCCUGGGGACCAAGGUGGACGCAGAGCGCGAUGGCGUGAAGGUGCCCACCACGCUGGCCGAGUACUGUGUGAAGACCAAGGCGCCGGCGCCCGAGGAGGGCGCGGACCUGUUCUACGAGGACUACUACGAGGACGGGGAGGUGGAGGAGGCAGACAGCUGCUUCGGGGACGACGAGGACGACUCGGGCACCGAGGAGUCCUGACACCUCGUCCACCGAAUAAACUCUCAGAUUUUACCUCAUGGGACGGACGCUGGCUCUCUCGACAGGCUACCUCACGGCACUGCCUUGCCCUGCUCUGGGCGUCGCGUUUGGGUGUCCUUCCUUCCCCGUGCGGUUCUGGGUUUUCCUCCUUCAGAGAAGAGCAGCGGGCUUCGGCUUGCCGGCCCCCUCCUGGGAUGGCAGAGCCAGCAGAGCCGCAGCAGCCAGGGUCCUGGGCGGGCCCCAUCCAGCAGCUUCGAGGCUGGGGUCCUAGCUCCUGAAUGGACGGACUGCUUUGAGGUCACCUCCUUUCUGCUGUGGUUUGUUUGAAAUCUAAAUAAAACUGCCUGUGAGAAGGCAGACCACUCCUCCUUCAGGGAGGCACCAGGGCCAAGGUCAUCACACUGCUGGUCCCUUGUGCCUCCACAGUGGGCCAAGGUGGGGUUGGGCAGAGCCAUGUCCCUGGGCUUGAUGGUCACCUCUGCAGCCCAGGAAAUGGGGUAGCCAGGGAACCCCCUAGUUGCAUUUAAGGGAAAGGGCCCCAUCCACAGAAGCCAGUUUCCUCUGCACUUAUGAAAUGGCCCUUCCUGGAUGCUCAGGGCCCGGGGUGGACUCUGGUGCUUCCCAAGGGUGCCUCACACUGGUGGCAAGUGGGACA